UUACAGACCUAGUUAUAAUUUUAACAUAAAGAGCAACGAUGUCUGAUAUCUCGACCAUAUAUAAGAUAUCUAUCAUCGUAUUUGCAUUGUUUUUUUGUGUUUCCGGUUCUGGAUGUCCGGUUCUGGAGUGCUGGUUUGUUCAGGAGAAACCGGGUCAUGGAGGGGGCUUCUCAGUACUGAUGAGUCAAGAGAAAUCUCUAAUGUUCAUCAGAACUGAAGCGUUCAGUGAAGAAGCAGGUCUUCAUCCUCCUGCAGACAUCAGUCCAUCCAGGAUUUACUAUGUGACCGAUCCAGCUGGCUUGUUCUGCAGUGCUGCUCUGAAUCCACACAAAGGCUCUGUGAACAAACCCAAGUGUGAGAUUAACCCUUUCAUGCCUCACACCUCCAUGGUCAGAUGGGCGUCUGCUCUCACUGACUCCGCCCAAAGCCCAGUCUACCUGCAAGCUGAUUGGUUCUCAGUGGCAGCACAAGGACUUGACGAGCAGCUCACGCUGUCCAAUAUAAUGAGAGCGCCUUCAGCUUCUAAAGAGCUGAAAGUCAUUCUGAGUGUGUCCAGCAAGACUCCUGUGGUCCGCUCUAGACUGGGAGAAGCGGUUCUGUUGGACUGUGGGUUCUGGGUUGAUCCGUCUUCUCCGGUUCACGGCUCUGGAUUCUCUGUCGAGUGGCGCUAUCAGUUCCGGGGUGAAGGACGGCUGGUCCUCGCUUACGAUGGCAAGAACGAUCGGUUUGCAGAGACAUCAGAGACCGGAGCAGAUAUUGACAUCCCAGGCCUCUAUGAGACAGGAAACGCAUCACUGAUUCUGGAAGAAGCUCAAGUGAGACACUCAGGAACUUACAUCUGCACGGUCUAUCUUCCUCACCUGCUGGCUCAGGUAGCUGUGGACCUGGAGAUAGUUGAGCCUCCGUCUCUCUCCAUCUACCCGUCUCCUCUUCCUCUGCUGGUUCCUGGGCAGGUGCUGCUGGUUCAGUGUGAGGCGUCUGGUUUUGCUCCUCACACUCUGGAUCUGAGCUGGGAGUUCAGUGGGGCAGACGGGACGUCCCGCUCUCUGGGUCAGGGCAGUGUAACGGGUCACAGACAGGCGUCUGAUGGCACCUUCAGUCAGAGCAGCCGUCUGGAGCUUGGAGAUGUCACCUGUGUAGCCAAACAUGAGGGAGGAACACGACGAGCUGCUGCUGCACUCAGUGUGAUCGGUGUCAGUGCUCCUUCUAUUGAGGACUCGAUGGCGAUGGUUGCUGUUGCACUUGUUCUUUACGGCACGAUAAAGUUUCUUUCCUGGACAUUCAGCUCUUCUGACUCCAGUGACACAAAUUUAAAGGAUAAGAAGGAGAAGUAAAUCUGGACCUGGAGGGGAUUUUAAAGGCUGAAUAGAGUGCAGUGAAACUGGUCUUGUAAAAAACCUUUCAGAAUAGUUGAAUGUGUGGAGUUUCAGACUUUGCUUAAGAUUUGUAGACUGCUGUACAUGUGUUCGGGUUGGUUUUGCUGUGCACGUUUUUUUAUUUUUAUUUAAAGAUUUUAAAUGUCAGUUGUAGAAAAUGC
Messenger RNA from Sinocyclocheilus grahami, 1537 nucleotides. RefSeq names its product tapasin-like. The record is from RefSeq and is a predicted model, not a curated record. NCBI's taxonomy places the organism in Eukaryota, Metazoa, Chordata, Actinopteri, Cypriniformes, Cyprinidae.